UCCAAACCCUCACUCUCUGCUUUUUGUCCACCGGAAUUAAACAGGGUUUCUACUUUUUAGUGAGAGAAUUUUAGAGAGAGAGACGACGGCUACUGUUCGCUGUCUUGGAAUCUGGAGAAGGAUUGCGUCAAGCGGCCAUCGUCGGAACACGACUUAACGAGCCUCGGGUCUUUCCCGCCGGCGUUCAUUAUAAGCCCUUCUAGUUCGCCAUGGGAGCAACUGGUACAGUCCGGCUACAGAAAAAUCUAGACCCGGGCGCCGAAGAGUUCAGACCCGGAAAUUACACGAAUCCAACACAAGUCACGGCCGCCGUCUUCGGGCCGCCGCUCCGCCAUGUUUAUUAUUCGUUCCCGCCACCGGUGAACGAACCGUUUGGCAGCGCGGCGUUAACCUAUACUCCCCAGUUUCCGGUUAACGCGGCGUAUGUGAAUCCAUUGGAGGAAAUUGUGCUGCCGCAGGUUCAGCCUCUGUCCCCGUGUCCGACUCGGUCGCUGUUACUGAGCGCGGUGCCGAGUGACGUGAGCGAGUCAGUGGUGCGCAGAGAUUUGGAAGGGUUCGGAGAUGUGAGAGGGGUUCAGAUGGAGAGAAUCGGGGAUGGAAUCGUGACCGUCCAUUUUUACAAUCUCAGGCAUGCAGAAAGGGCCUUGCGAGAGAUGAGGAUCCAACAUUCGCUGCGUCAAAAGCAAUUCCGCAACGACCAUUCUUGGUUUCCGCAGAACAAUUUCGGUCCCCCGCCGCGGCUGGCUCGUGCCCUAAUCGGCGGCCAUCCCGUGUGGGCCGAAUUCGUUAUUCCGGCGAGUAACACCGCCGUACCGGACGGGAACAACCAGGGCACCGUCGUGGUUUUCAAUUUGGAUUCGGAUGUUUCCGCCUCUACUCUCAAAGAAAUCUUCCAGCGUUUUGGUCUUGUGAAGGAAUUGAGGGAGACGCCAUUGAAGAAGCAUCAAAGAUUCAUCGAGUUUUUCGAUGUGAGAGACGCCGCGAGGGCUGUUAAAGAGAUGAACGGCAAGGAAAUUCACGGCAAGCCGGUGGUCGUUGAGUUCAGCCAUCCCGGCGGACAUAGCCGGAAGUUCUUCAAUCCCAUGAUCGCCGCCGGAACACUGCGUAGUAGACACCAGCAGCAGCCUCCUCCAGCUCGGCCUCAUCGCCCAUUCUAUUCGCAAGCUCAAUUUUCCCCCAAAAAAUUGCACUAUGUGAACGGUCGGAGCUUUAAUUACGCGGAUAACGUUGUGGACAAGUUGCAGCCAUUGAAUUGCAGUGGAAAUGGCGGUAAUGGAAUUGAAAGAAGGGAUUCAGUCGGCACUUCGAGGAGGAUAAACACGAAGAAGAUUAUCAAUAGGCAGUCUCCACCGGCCUUAAAACAAGAACCUCAACCCAGGAUUAGUAUUAGGUUGAGGAAGAACAAUUUCUUGAAGAAGUGCGAUCCUCGCUUCUCAAUAAGCGAAAACGCCAUGGAAGAUGAAAAAUCCGAUUGCGGAGAUUCCAGGACCACUGUUAUGAUCAAGAACAUACCCAACAAGUACAGUCUGAAGCUACUGCUGAAGAUGCUGGACAAGCAAUGCAUGGAGUGGAACGAAGAGAUAGCCAACGAUGGCAAGGACCUGCCUUUGUCCUCCUAUGAUUUCGUAUAUCUUCCUAUUGACUUCAAGAAUAAAUGCAACGUUGGAUAUGGGUUUGUGAAUAUGACCUCCCCCCAAGGAGCCUGGAGAUUGUACAAAGCUUUGCAUCUUCAACCCUGGCAAGUUUUCAACUCCAGAAAAAUCUGCCAAGUUACCUACGCUAGACUUCAGGGAUUAGAAGCACUGAAGGAGCAUUUUAGGAACUCAAAGUUUCCGAGGGAGAUGGAGCAGUAUGAAUUGCCGGUGGUGUUUUCGCCUCCUCGGGACGGCGUUCAACUGACGGAGCCUGUUGCCGUCGCCGGUGACAUGCAUGUUGAAGGCGGCGAUGACGGAGGAGGCCGCGGAUGAAUCGGAGGCGCCGCUGGGUGGCGGCGGUGAAAAUAAUGGU
Momordica charantia (bitter melon) is the source of this 2007-nucleotide messenger RNA. It is a transcript of the gene TEL2, whose product is annotated as terminal EAR1-like 2. The record is from RefSeq and is a predicted model, not a curated record. Gene Ontology annotation, molecular function: RNA binding. NCBI's taxonomy places the organism in Eukaryota, Viridiplantae, Streptophyta, Magnoliopsida, Cucurbitales, Cucurbitaceae.